Salvia splendens (bonfire salvia) is the source of this 2060-nucleotide messenger RNA. RefSeq names its product receptor-like protein EIX2. Gene Ontology annotation, molecular function: protein binding. The transcript has 2 exons. The record is from RefSeq and is a predicted model, not a curated record. NCBI's taxonomy places the organism in Eukaryota, Viridiplantae, Streptophyta, Magnoliopsida, Lamiales, Lamiaceae. The coding region runs from base 954 to 1802 and encodes 282 amino acids.
AGUCCCCGUCAAACAAACUAUGAGUGUCCCAAUCCAAAUGUGUCGGUUUUGUUAUUUUUUGUGAUUUUUCUAAGAUUAUGCAACGCCUUAUUCUGCCCACUCAUUGAACAACACUCCCUUCUGAGCUUCAAGAACUCUGUAAUCGAUCCCUACCAUCAUCUCUCUUCAUGGAAUGUCGACGUCAAUUUGCUGCAAAAGGAAGGCCGUGACCUGCAACAAUUCAACCGGCCAUGUUCACCGCCUCCACCUCUCCGGUUUCGGCUUAAGAGGCCAAAUAAAUCCAUCUCUUGCCAAUCUCUCCCACUUGACUCAUCUCGACCUGAACCUCAACACCUUCCAUCAAACAAUCCCUUCCUUCAUCGCCUCACUCACCAAUCUCGAGCACUUGAACCUCUCCUUCGCCGGUUUCCACGGAAAGAUCCCCCAUACCAUCGGAAACCUCACACGUCUGCGCAGUUUGGACGUGGUCGGGUUUUCAAACAUGGUAUGGGGAGAUCACCUGAACCACUACCACAGCAUACAUCUCGCUGGCUAUCCGGAGAUGGAGUAUGUAGCGCGUGUGGCCUCUCCGAACCUGCUACAUGUUGACACCCUUCGAUGGCUCUCGCAGCUUUCGAGAUUGGAGGCUCUCAACAUGAACUAUGUGAACCUCAGCAGAGCAAAGGAGUGGUUGCAGAUGGUGUUCCUAGCUGGUUUUGGGAGAUUCAGUUUUUGAAUCUAUCUCACAAUCACCUCCAUGGAAACAUACCGGAUAUUCAUGGCUCUACAGAAAAUCAAUAUGUGUACACGAGUAGCAACCAGUUGGAGACAGAUUGAGGGAGCUGGAUUUAUCGAGUUACUCGUUCUCUGGAGACAUAGCUCACUUUCUAUGUGAUGACACAUAUGAAACAUACUAGUUGGAGAUCCUUCACUUGGGAGACAAUCAAUUAAGUGGGGAGUUGCCAGAUUGUUGGAUGAAAUGGCCUUCUUUGAAGUAUAUCAACAUAGGCAACAAUCAACUAUUUGGAAGCAUCCCAACUUCUAUUGGCCUUCUUGCAAAUCUGCUAUCUUUGAAUCUUCAAAACAACAGUUUUUCAGGGCGCAUACCUUCUUCAAUGCACAACUGCAAGAAGAUGCUGAAGAUGGGGCUAGCAGAUAACAGACUUGGUGGGGAUAUACCGACGUGGAUAGGAACAAGCCUAGUCGAGUUGAGGAUUCUCAUAUUGCACUCAAACAAUCUGAGUGGUGAGAUAUCGCCCGAGCUUUGCCAGCUGAGCUAUCUCCAGAUAUUGGAUCUCUCAAACAACGAACUCUCGGGCGUGAUACCAAGGUGUGUUCACAACUUCACUGCAAUGGCUGUGAAGAAAAGCAUGCCUGAUCUGUACAAACUGUGUGGUGGUGAAAAGUCCAUCUAUUCUUUCUCAGUCUAUAUAGGAGGGUUUAUAGAGAGUGCAUUGAUAGUCAUAAAGAGAAGUAAACUGCAGUAUGACACCAUUAUUCCCUUGGUCACUACUAUUGAUAUUUCAAACAACAGUUUGCAUGGAGAAAUCCCAACUGAGGUGACAUAUUUAUUGGAAUUGAAAUCCCUUAAUUUGUCAAGAAAUGAGUUGGUUGGUUUGGUGCCUGAUCAUAUUGGAGACAUGAAGCAGUUGGAAUCACUUGAUCUAUCAAGAAACUCUUUAUGUGAUCUAUUAAUGGUUUGCAGUUUAUUAGUGUUGAGCAGGAGGUGGAGAGAUGCCUAUUUUGGUUUGGAAGAAAGGAUGUGGAACAAGCUCUGUGUGUUUGUCAUUGUCAAAUGGAGAAGAAUCACAUCCUCUGUAUGAUCAUUUUAUGUUUUUCUAACUGUGGUGUGUAUGUUUCAAUAAUGUAAAAAUAUGCAAUGUGUUUAGACUCUCCUUCUUGAAGAUGGUAACCGAGAGGGAUAAGGGAUAAAAGGCUAGGCAUGGUGAAUUGCAAAGAACAAAGUUUAUGAUUCUCUUAUUUCUGUAUUUCUGUGUGUUUUACAUUGUAUACAAUGAUCUCUUUUUAUAGGAGAGAAAUACAAGUAUAUUUGGAAACAUAUCAAUCUAUUCUAGGUAUAA